AUGGCAACGUUUGCUUCAUCGGAACUUGCAAGGAAAAUCGCGGACGGAGAGGAAGAUGAGCCAACUUCUUCUACUUCAGGGACGUCGGUUCCGGAGGAGCAGUCAAAGCCAGAGCCGAAAAGGCUUGGGGCGAAAGAGGUAACGCAAAUAAGUUAAAUUUUAUAGUUGUGAGUCAUAUUUUCAGACACAGUCGAUUUUCGCACUGAAAAACGAGUUUCUAAAAAAGAGAAAUGCAUUGAUCAAAACGAAGCUUCCGGAUGCCUACGUUGCUGGGAAAUCGGCAAGUUUGCCCUUUUUUUUCACAAACUAGUUGAUCAAAAAGAUAUAAAAGUUUCAAAGUACACUCGAAAGAAAGUUUAAAUUUAGACAAUUUCUUCUAAAUCAUUUCUAUCUAUGUUUCAGAAUGUGAUCGCAAUGAAAAAGGAGGAGAAGACGGUUCUUUUGAGUGAAAAAGCGGCAAGAGCAAAGCGGAUAAAAGAAAAUGAAGACGCAAUACGGAGAGAGGAAAAUGAGAAAUUUGCUGCAGCCAAUCAAAAAUUGAAGGUUUCGACUCCUUGACUUUUUUUAUAAGCUCUUUUUCUUCAUAAUCGUUUCAAAAGACAUUGCUAGAACGUUGAGAAAACGUAGACUGAAUUCAGAAAUAUCGAGAAUAGUUUUUACAUUUAACUUUCAAGUUUAUCAAGGCUUCUCAACUUUUAGACGUCAUGUGAAGUAUUUUUGAAUGCAUCUGGGAAUAUUUGUAAAUUAUCUUUUUCCAGGAAAAAGCGGAACUUUACGACCGGUUGAAAGAGCAAAACGUUGUUCUUCACAACUCAGACAAUAGUCCGAUCGAGUUCAUGGUUUCUUUCGAAUUUAUCUAAUUUAUAAUCGGUCCUUUUCGUAGGUUGAUUUCAACGCGAAAAAGCGGCAAAAAGAGGCAGAGAAAGAGAGAGAAGAAGAAGAAGGACCAAUCAGAAGAGGGAGGGAACCUUCAAUUGAACGGUACCAUCACGCAGAAGGUAUGAUUUGAGAGGAAAAAUGUUUACGAAAAAAAGUCAAUAAUAACACGAAAAAUAUUUCGAUCUUUUGAAAAUAGUUGUUUUUCAAUCUUUCUAUUGAAGCGCUUUGCGUUUUCAAAAAGAAUAAGGAUGUCUUCUUAGAAUUCACGUUAAUUAAAGAAUUUUUCUGUUCAGAACAGCGCGUGUACGGUGUUUCUCACAUGCGGUUUUCUUCCAAUGAGGAAAAAAGAAGCGAGGAAAUCAAGGUUUUUCCAACGUUCCAUAGUUUCUUUUUAUUACGUUUGAUAUUUUAGGAGCUUCUGGACAUGUCGAAAAAGACACUGGAAGAGCGAAAUAAGAGAAAAAUGCAACAAGCGGAGAAAGAAAAACUGCGAAGAGCGAAAAUUGCAAAGCUUCGCGCUGCUGCCGGACUUCCAGGUAUUCCAAGGAGAAACAUGCAAGAAAAUUUUGAUAUUUCAGAAAAAGAACCGUCGCCAGAACCGGAGGUCAAUUUGGAAGAGAUUCCGAUUCCCGCUCCACACGAAACUCCUGAACAAAGAGUGAGUUUUGUUUUUAUUUCGAUCCUUAAACCAAUUAGUUCAGUAUAAAAAAAAGCUGUGAAAAUUGAAAUAUAAGCUGUGAUAAACUGCACAACUUUUUGAGAAUAGCAUAGCCAUAUCAUUAAUUAUUUACAAAUUGCAAUUCUUUCUUCGGGGAAAUGAUACUAACUAGUAAGAGAUUUAAUUUAUUUCCAACUUCAGAUUAAUUUUGAACAAACUCUUAGGACAUUGUGUUCCAUAUUGUCACGAGGUUCAAAGUUACUGAAAACCUGACAAUUUCGUGGGCGAUAACCGCAGUAAUCCCCCGAAGAAAAAACAGAGCAUUUGGCCUCUAAGGGAUCACUUAGACUUCUCCAGUGUUCCCUUAAAGAUCUCAAUUUGGAGGAGAGACAGCUCAGUUUUUGUUUUCUUCGAUGUCUGAGAAUUUGAAGAGACUUCUCAUUUUUUCGAGAAUUUUUUUUUUGUAACUUUUCAAUUAUAUUUGAAUCAACUUAACGUAAAAAACGCGCAAGAGUCGCUGAACAAAAGGAAGUUUCAGCACGAGCGGCUGAUCAAAAGCGACCGAGAAUGGGACCGCGGCAAGGGCCGUUACACGACAUGGAUCGAGAAGCAGCGCGACGAACGCGACGACGAAUUCAAACCUCCAGAAUCCUACUUCCGAAAGUAA
Molecule: messenger RNA, 2204 nt
Organism: Caenorhabditis auriculariae
Lineage: Eukaryota; Metazoa; Nematoda; Chromadorea; Rhabditida; Rhabditidae
Source: the annotation of a GenBank genome assembly